Messenger RNA from Limulus polyphemus (Atlantic horseshoe crab), 729 nucleotides. Its product is annotated as diuretic hormone class 2-like. Gene Ontology annotation, biological process: body fluid secretion. Gene Ontology annotation, molecular function: G protein-coupled receptor binding; diuretic hormone activity. The transcript has 4 exons. The coding region runs from base 121 to 462 and encodes 113 amino acids. NCBI's taxonomy places the organism in Eukaryota, Metazoa, Arthropoda, Merostomata, Xiphosura, Limulidae. The record is from RefSeq and is a predicted model, not a curated record.
GCGAUGUUCCAACCCUUAGACAUCAACCGACAGAGCGAAACAACGUACAUCAACAACUAGCGAGCUUGAUAAAGAAGCAGAGAUUCUUUUAGCUGUUAUACACCUCUUACAGACAAAACCAUGCUCAGGUUAUCAGUUUGUGGUCUACUUCUUGCUACCACAAUGGUGUUCCUGAUUGUUACCAGGACCGCUUCGGAGUCGUCAUCGCUCACUGGAACUACCAGAUUCAGGCGAUCCCUUAUUGAAAUUGACAACCCCGCUGACGUUCUAGGAGUCUUAGCUUACCUACAGUCAAGCAUUCUGAGGGCACAAGAAAUGUCCAAUGAGAAGAGAGGACUUGAUUUAGGCCUGUCUCGCGGUUUUUCCGGUAGUCAAGCGGCUAAGCAUCGCAUGGGGCUUGCAGCAGCUAAAUUUGCUGGUGGCCCCGGUAGACGGCGUCGUGAUGUUGGCCAAAACCAAUGAAGACCAUCUAAAAUAUUGCUAAACUUAGUGUUUAUUAUGCAAAGACAAGGAAGCUAAUAAACAAAAACCUCUUUCUAUCUGUUGAUCUAAUUAAUAUACUUUGAAGAAUAUUGGAAAUUCCUAAAAAUAGAAAUAUUUCUUCUAGUAGUUCUGAUAUCAAGUCGUAAAGUUUGAAACAAAAAAUAAAAUCCUUCAAUGUAUUAAGUUAAUAAUAAAAAUUAGUGUAAUAAUAAAACUUAUGUUUGCAUACGCAACAUUGACAGAGUA